Molecule: messenger RNA, 1874 nt
Organism: Beta vulgaris subsp. vulgaris (sugar beet)
Lineage: Eukaryota; Viridiplantae; Streptophyta; Magnoliopsida; Caryophyllales; Amaranthaceae
Exons: 15
Coding region: 410-1621 (403 amino acids)
Source: RefSeq, a predicted model, not a curated record
GUCACUCCAAAAACCCACAGAUUUUAGUUUUAUUCCUUCAAAAAGAAAAGAAUACCCAGAGAUUUAGGCUUUUUUGCUUUUUGACCACCAUUAUCAUACAGAUACUCAAGUGUCUCUUCCAUGCUGCAACACUGAUGGAUGGAAAUGGUGAACAGAUAGCAAUGAGUACGGAGCACGAAGAAGUGCAUUUACAUCAAUAACACAACAUUAACAUAAACAACACCUAAAACAAAGGGGUCCCACUUUCUUCCUUCCUUAAAACUUUCCCUUCCUAAAUUUCCUUCCUUUUUUAGACUUUAAUCAAUGCUUAUUGUUAAGAAACCUAAUUUUCUGGCCACCUUCCACUUCUUUAAACUCCCAUUUACUGCUUUAUUUAUCAACAAUCAAUAACACCCAUUUCUUACAAAAGAUGAAGUCCUCCAAAUUUGUGACUUCCAUUGGUCCUAAGAGACGCAGAUCCUUUUCUUGCAAGUCCAUUCCUACUCUAGCUUUGCUCUGCGCUGCUGUCUUCAUUGGUAGUGCAUUUGUUGUAACAGAUUAUAAUCAGAGACUCUCGCCACGGGACAUGCUAAAUAAUUUUCUGAGAACCAGACCUAAGAAGUGCGAGGGACAAUGCAGACCUAUUGGAACCGAGGGACUGCCUAAGGGUAUUAUUUCGAGCACUUCUGACUUACAAAUGCGACCACUGUGGGGUACACCUGCUAAGAAGAAAUCAAAUAUGAACUUGUUGGCCAUAGCUGUUGGUUUGAAGCAGAAGGGAAGCGUGGAUAAAAUCGUGAAGAAGUUUAUACGGUACAAUUUUGCCGUGAUGCUUUUCCAUUAUGAUAGUAAUGUGGAUGACUGGAGAGACUUAGAGUGGAGUACCAAUGCAUUGCACAUUGUUGCUGCCCAUCAAACUAAAUGGUGGUUUGCAAAGCGUUUCUUACAUCCUGAUAUCGUGUCUCAAUAUUCUUAUAUUUUCCUCUGGGAUGAAGACCUUGGAGUUGAAAAUUUCAAUGUUCAACGCUAUUUAAAUGUCAUUAAGAAAGAAAGGCUAGAGAUAUCACAGCCUGCACUUGAUCCAGAUAGAUCGGAGGUCCACCAUAUACUUACAGCUAGACAAAAGGGUGUGCUUGUGCACAGGAGUAUCAACAAGGUCCUUCCUGGUGGAAGAAAGUGUGAUACAAAUAGUACAGAACCUCCUUGCACAGGGUGGGUGGAGAUGAUGGCUCCAGUUUUCUCAAGAGCUGCAUGGCGCUGCGCAUGGUAUAUGAUUCAGAAUGACUUGGUUCAUGCAUGGGGUGUGGACUUCCAGCUUGGUUACUGUGUUCAGGGAGAUAGAACCAGAAAAAUUGGCAUUGUUGACUCUGACUAUGUUAUUCACUAUGGCCUUCCUACACUGGGGGGCACAGCAAAGAACAAGACUGAUACUGAGGUAACAAGCCACGCAGCUGAAAAAGCUUCUUCAUCGGACUCAUUGCAACAGGAAACUUCAACCACCAAUAAACCUGAUGCAAGAAAUGCAGUGCGUAAACAAUCAUUAACAGAUUUAGAGAGAUUCAAGAAUAGAUGGAGAAAUGCAGUAAAAAAUGACGAUAGUUGGACCGAUCCAUUUCAGCAACCUAUGAAGCAGAAUAGCUAAUAUAUUUACUUGAUCACAAAUAUCUUAUUCUUUCCCAUUGAAUUAUUUGAAGAUUUUGCAAAAGAGGUGAUGCACCAGGAAGCUGAGCUACUGCAGGAUAUAUGUCAGAUAAGCAGAUGGAGGUUUUGCCAUGAACAUAGUGUAUUUUUGAGCUUACCUAUACAAAUAUAGGAUGUGUAAAGUUGUAAUACCAUUCAUACUUUGUAAUGAAUCCAAAUUGAUUACCAAUAUAUGAGCUAGUUUUUUUUGGAUC